Amphimedon queenslandica is the source of this 1093-nucleotide messenger RNA. RefSeq lists its product as uncharacterized. Lineage: Eukaryota; Metazoa; Porifera; Demospongiae; Haplosclerida; Niphatidae. The record is from RefSeq and is a predicted model, not a curated record. Bases 44 to 781 code for a protein of 245 amino acids. The transcript is spliced from 5 exons.
CGCACCAAUCAUCGCCAUUUUGUGUUACUGCACGUGCAUUCACAUGACUGAUGCACCGCCCAGUGAAUGUAGUGGUAAACUGGUAAAAGUGGCGAUGGCUACUCAUGCUACUGGUCAAGGUUCCUCCUCAGGUUCCUCGCAAGCUAGCCAAGCUCCUCAUCCUUCUGGUACCUCUAGUAGAAUUGAUGUAAAUAAUGCUACGAGAGCACAUCCACUUUUUGGGAUGUUGGACUACAUCAUAAGAAACACUCAAAAUCAAACCUCAAAGUUGGAGACAAGGAUAUCUACAUUAGAGAAAAAUGUGGACAAGAUAAUAGAUAUUCAGGGAGAAUUGAAGCAAUUAAUGGAAGAGUAUUGUGACAGUACUUUUUCUAUUGAAAAGACCUCUUAUCAGGCACCUCUUCGAAAAGGAGCAGCAAUUUUAUUUUGUAACUCCAUGUUCCGAACUCCUACUGAAGAUAGUGUGCUUAAAAUGGUAAAAGCCACAUUGAGAUCUGAUAUACAUUCAAAAAGGAUUCUUCAUGCAUCAUUGAAGUUUACCAAUUCUCUCUUUGUAACAUUCCGGAGUGAAGAAAGGAGAAGAAUUCUUCAUCCUUCUGGAAAGUAUCGAAAUAAAGAUACAAAAUCACUGGCUGCUCUUAUAAUGGGUUACAUGAAGGCUAAUACUGAUUCUUGUCCAAACUACACAAGAAAUCUUGCCCUUCUGAGAAAAUUUAUUCGGGAUAAACCUUCUAUUUUCACUGAAAAAAAGAGCUUUACGGUUCAUUUAAAGCUUGGGUAGAAGAGAAAUAUGGUCCUGGAGGAAAUUUGACUGCUCUUGAUUGGAAAGAAGUAUUAGAAGAAGAUAGUGCUACCUGUUAUAUGAAUGAUACUAUGACAAGUACAAGUACCUCAGAUGAAGGAGAGCUAGGAGAUUAUGAAGACCCAGCUUUAAUGAGUACAGGAGAGGAACAAGCUGGAGAUGAUCUGUAUAAUUACGUUUAAGCUAUAUAGCUAAUACAUGUUGUUUCUGAGCUGAACCAUAGUGUAUAAUUUAUUUAAUCUCAUUCAUGAUUGUUACCUUAAUGCUCACUUAUUCAUUAUGAAUUAAUGA